CCAACCUAUGUGAACUCAACUUGCAUGUAUACUUCUCGACAACUUCAUUAAAUCUCAUAAAUCAUCAUCUUUUACAUAAAGGUACGCGAUAUGUCACUCUUAAUGGAUGGCUGGGAUCCCUGAUGCAGAGUUUUGACGCUACGGAUGUCUCCCCUUGGAAAGCUUUGGAUAACUAGUAUAACAUCGCGAUUUCGCAGAUGCUUCAAACUUAUCAGAUUACUGAAUACAUUCACCAUCUGAUCCAAGCUUCAUUUCAUGGAGAUCACCAAAAUCACCUCUUUUUGGAUUCUCCCCUAUUUUGGCACGUGAUCAUGUUCUUGUCUACACGCGAGCAUUGCAACCUACAAGUGUUUGGUCUUUCUAUCGCUUCUACAUAAAGUAGGGGUACUGAGCUUUACCGUACGGCAAUACUCGAUCCUCUUCAUGAUAAUCUACAUAUAAGCCCUUGACAUGUCACAUUCAUUGCCUUCACAACUAAAAAUUCAACAGACUUUCUCGGUAAAUUUCAACAAAGUAUUCCUAAAGUUUAACCAUCCCCCGUCAUGCCUUACAACAAUGCCGCAAUUCCUCCUCGUCACGAGGCAACGGGAACAACUCAGCUACCUCGUAAGCUCAACCCUACCCAAGCCUCCUCGUCCCAAACUAACAUCUACCAGUAUCACGUAUCAAGAAGAUUAUCGGAACCGAUCAAGACAUUAACAUGUGCUCUAACAAUGCCGCGUUUGUCAUUACUCUAGCCACGGUAUGUUUUCAAUGCCUCUCUGAUACUCUGCAUACAAAAGCUAAGCAUACAAAAGGAAAUGUUCAUUCAAUACAUGGCCGAAUCAGGCCACAAUGUUGUCAAGUCUGAACGCAAACCUCGCCGCAACAUCCAGUACCGGGAUCUUUGUAAGUUUCUCCUCCUUCCAGUUCCACCACAUACGUUCGUCUCAAUCACGAAGUUGCCCCUUCACCUCUCAAUCUCCACCAACACACUAAAACAAUCCUCAGCCUCCGCCGUCUCCCACAUCGACAACCUCGAAUUCCUCAGCGACAUAAUCCCACGCACCGUCCCACUCAAAGUCGUAAAAGCCCGCGCCCACAUAGCCAACACCCUCAUACAAGCCCAACCCACCAACCCGCUUCCCACCCCGCCCCACCGUCACCAUCUCCGGCCCCUCAACCACCCACGCCGGCCCCUCAGGCACAAACACCUUCCCCCACCCCUCGACACCGCCCCACCCUGUUUCCGUCUCCGGCCUCCUAGACUCCAUCUGGAUCCCCAUCUAACCCCACCCCUCCAGCUCUCAACCAAAUCCAGCCUCAAACCCAAACCCAAAUCCAGAACCAACCUCAACCUCAAACCCAUCCAAACACCAUCCCCAUAAUCCACACCAAUGGUUUCACUCCCGCCAACGGGUUUACCCCCGCCAAUAAACCCCAAAAACAACAACAACAAAAACAGCGGAGAACUAGUUCUGGUACAACUACAGGCACAAGCCCCGAAGAAGAAGAUCCUAAUGCGCAAUUGAGGAUGGAGAGUCAAGCUAAUAGUGAUGAGCAAGAAGAUGUGGAGAUGAGUUAGAACGGUGGUGUUAUUUGCAUUGGAUUGAGGAUUUUAAUUUCUGCAAGGGGGGCGGGAUGCUUGGGGUGGAAUGAAGAAGAAAAGGAAGAGUUGUUUUGUAAAGAGAGGUGUUACUUUUUUGAUUGCGCGUGUGGUUCGGAGUCUGUAUCCUUGUACCAUAAAUAUCACAUUGCGUUACAAAGGCUGAAUCAAAAUUCAAUAC
Molecule: messenger RNA, 1766 nt
Organism: Sclerotinia trifoliorum
Lineage: Eukaryota; Fungi; Ascomycota; Leotiomycetes; Helotiales; Sclerotiniaceae
Source: the annotation of a GenBank genome assembly